Molecule: messenger RNA, 1890 nt
Organism: Purpureocillium lilacinum
Lineage: Eukaryota; Fungi; Ascomycota; Sordariomycetes; Hypocreales; Ophiocordycipitaceae
Source: RefSeq, a predicted model, not a curated record
AUGCUCAUCGAGCAGCAAGUCGUGAUGGUUAGUUUCCAGGCUUCGUAUCAGUCGGAGGCUGCUGUCGCCGCAGACAUGGACGCGGGUACUGUCAACCCACAGGCGCUCUCCAUGGACCACCCUCAGGGACUUGUCAACGACGUGCAUAUGGGCGUCAAUAACCCGCAGACGCCCGUCAAUCCCCAGAUGGGUGUCAGCGAUGCCCAGAUGUUUGCGACCCCGCAGACGCUGGAGAGCACUCCCACGACGCUUGUCAACACCCCCCAGAUGUUCGCCAACCCCCAGACGGCGGGUAUCAACGACAUGCAGACGUUUGCCAAUCCCCAGGCAGUUGGCAACCAGGCGGCGUCCAUGGCCCACUCUCAGGCCCUCUUCAACGCCAUGGCGGGCUUUUCCACCCCCCAGGCGAACAUGAACCCACAGGCACCCGUCGGCUUCCAUGGUCAUGGCAUGGACAACCAGGGCCAGGGCAUGACCGGAUACACCGGCGUCAACAACAACAUCAACCAGGGCGGUCAGUACGUGAACAACACCGCGUUUACUGGAGGUGGCAGCAACAACUACGACAACAAUCACCAAGCUGGCCUGCCCACCGCCGCCAACGGCCUGGCUGACGCCGCCCAGGACACUGGCACCGACGAGCCCCUGAUCAAGCUCGAAGAGCUAAUCUACGGCCCCUUUGAACAGCCCGAGGAGGGCGCCAUGCUCACUCGGUCCACCUUUUACGUCCACGCCCGCUUGACCACCAAGGAGGGUGGAGCGGACUCGGGCGUCGCUGGGGAGAUGUACGUCGAGAAGCUUCAGCCCCUGCUGAAGACGCAGAAGCAUCCCAUUGUCUUGAUCCACGGUGAUUAUCACACCGGCCAGGUCUGGAACACCAAGCCAGAUGGCAAGCCCGGCUGGGCUUCCUACUUUGUCUACCAGGGCUUCUUGGUGUACAUUGUCGACCUGCCCGCGUGCGGCCGCUCUCCCUUUACCUGGAACGGCCAGCCGUAUCUUGCCGCGCGUGCCAACACCCUAGACACUGGCGUCGUGGAGCGAGACCUCACUGCGCCCGCGGGCCAGACGUACGAGUCGUGGCCUACCGCGAAAUUCCACGACAAGUGGCCCGGAAAUGGCAAGCGAGGCGACCCCAUCUUUGACGCCUACUUUGCCUCGCUCGGCCCUCUCCCGCUCAGGCGCGCGGAGCGACAGGGCCUCUCCCAGCACGCGCUCGGCAACCUUCUCCAGCGCAUCGGCAAGGCCGUCCUCCUCGGCGAGGGCACCGGCGCGACCAUGGCGUGGCUCGCCGCCGACGUGCACCCGCAGCUCGUCGCCGGCGUCGUGGCCAUCGAGCCCGCCGGCCCGCCCGUCGGCAGCGCCAUGCGCCUGGGCUCCGACGGCGUGCGCCGCUACAGCUCGCUCAUCAACUUUGACCCGGCGCUGCGCCAGUACGGCGUCGCGGACAUUCCCCUGACGUAUGAGCCGCCCCUUGGAGGAGCUGCUGCUGGCUCUUCGGGUGGUGGCGCCAGCAACAACGACAACAGCAACACGUCCAGCGGUAAGCUCGACGUCCAUCCGCAGACGUCCACCGACGCCAACGGCCAGUCGCGCACUUGCAUGAUGCAGCGUCUCCGCUCUGAGAACCGCGACGAGGACGACAAGACGGGCGGCGCGAACCGCACCACCGGCCCGCGCCAGCUGGUCAACCUCCGCCAGGUGCCGCACGCCAUCGUCACGGCGCAGGCGAGCUCGCACUCGACGUACGACUGGGCGACGGUGCAGUUCCUCCGCCAGGCGGGCGCCGACGUGCUGCACUUGCAGCUCGAGGACUACAGCAUCUUUGGCAACGGCCACCUGAUGUUCCUCGAGACCAACAGCGACCGGGUGGCCAGCCUCGUCAUGUCGUAG